GAUGGAAUAACGCGUCAGUGCCCGUUGAGACACCGAGUUGUUGAGACCGUAGUGCUCACGUGUACAAAGUUUUCAUCUCGAGCGUGUGAAGGAGUUAUACAAGAUGGGUGUUGAAGAUGGAAUGCAGAUUAAAUGGCCAGACAUCCUAGUGUUGGUUCUCUACUUCGUGUUUGUCCUCGCUGUAGGAUUGAUAUCGUCAUGGAAAACCAAGCGGGGCAGCGUCUCAGGCUACUUCCUCGCCUCUCGCAAAAUGCACUGGAUACCCGUGGGAGCAUUACUGUUCGCCAGCAACAUUGGGUCAGGUCACUUUAUAGGACUGGCAGGGUCGGGCGCCGCCUCAGGGAUUGGCAUCGGCGCUUUCGAAUUGAACGCCAUCUUCGUGUUAAUGCUACUAGGAUGGAUUUUCGUGCCUGUGUACAUGAGUUCAGGAAUAUACACCAUGCCAGAGUACCUCAGAGAGAGGUUUGGAGGUCAGAGGAUCAGAGUCUACCUCUCCUGCCUCGCUCUCAUCCUCUCAAUCUUCACCAAAAUACCCGCUGACUUGUACGCGGGGGCGCUGUUCAUCCAGCAGAUGUUGAACAAGAACAGCGUUGAGUGGAUGUACCUCAGCAUCUUGAUUCUUCUGGCUAUCGCUUCCAUCUUCACCAUCACUGGAGGACUCACGGCCGUCAUUUGGACUGAUUUUGUGCAAACUAUCCUCAUGGUUGUCGGCGCUUGUAUCCUUAUGGGCAUGUCUAUUUAUGAAGUGGGCGGCUACAACCGGUUAGUAACGGACUACUUCACUGCCAUACCAUCAAAGGUUACCUACGAUGCCAACAACCAAACGUGCCCCAACAGCCAGCCGCCGCCCUAUGCCUUGAACCUGUUCCGUCCUCUGGUAGGGUCUGACUUGCCUUGGCCCGGGAUCUUAUUCGGCCUCACCAUCGGUUCCAUCUGGUACUGGUGCACCGACCAGGUAUUAUACAAGGGGGUAGUGGACGCCUUUAACUAAUUAACACCUGCGAUCAUUACUUUACUACCAGGCCGUUUAACCAUUAACUCACACGCUAAUUAUUCUACUACAAAGGAAAAGCGGGUGCUUUCUACUAAUUAAUUAAACCAUGCUCCAUUGAAUUUACCAUAAGGUGUGGAAGACGUGUUCUAAUAUUUGAGUUAUAUGUCAAUUUCUCCAUCCCAGGUGUGAGAGGUGUGUUGUAGUCCUAAUACCAUAAGACAUUCGAGGAGAUUGUCUUUUACUUAUUCAGAGUUAUUCUAUCACAAGGGGUAUAUCGUGGGCGUGUUCUACAAAUUCCCUGAAGGGUUACUAAAUUCCUUCAUAAUACAAACACAACUCCAUAUUCCUCAUACUGUUAUUUCUAAUCAGCGUUAUGGCCUUUGUAAACCCAACGACAUAAAAUACUUAACUUCUUCAAACCAACACAUCGUGAGUGUUUGAAAAGUUGAAAUUCUGCAGACACUGACAGUAUAACCUGUAGGAUAAGUAAAAUUUCUGAUGGUAGAGAUGAUAUAAUGUGUUAAAGCUACAGUACAACAGCGUUUAGUGGUUUCACUCUUUAAAUUCAAAUGUCGUUUUAAUUUCUCGCAAACGGAAACAUUUAUUUUGAGUUGUAAUUUAGUUCUCACUGAUUAGUUGGCUAUCCAUUCAGAUUCAACCUUUCGUCACUAGCUACUGUUAUCAACAAUUAGAAAACAGAUAACCAGUUUAGCGUCCCCGUCCGACUUCCCGUCCAUCUUUACUGACAACGCCGUUAAAAAAAUGGACCCAGCCGCCACUGCCCAAACACAGACCAAUCGAUCACGUCAUCUCCUGAAUCUACAAUAUAUUAACUUACUAAAAAUAAGUACACACACCUGAUCACUCUAAAACUCAUACACAGUUGUAAUUCCUUUAAUUCUUGCUUCUGGAACACCUUACGAAAUGACAGAACAAAACUCGAACAGUGGAAUGCGUCUCAUAAUCCAGUUUGGUGUGUAAUUUGCAAUAAUUACCACAGAAAUAAGUAAAAUAUUAUGAAUCAACAAAACAAUAAAAUAUGCGUAACAGCCUAUUGAUAUACGCCGUGAAACUGUUUUAACCUGAUAUAUAAUAAAUCAUAUGUUCAUGCUUUAAACACAUUGAUUUAAUCUGUUUUAUUAUGCACGUCAUGCUGCUUGUGGUAAGUACAGAUUAUGACUGAUUGUACAUACUACUUUUGCUGCUUGGGAAAGAAUAUAUCUUGUCUAUAGGUUAUAUGGUGCUUGCAUGCUUUGUAGUCAUAAUAUUAAUUGUUACUCAGUACUUCCUAGCGUUUCUCGCAACACAAGUUUAUCUCAUUAUUUCAGCUUACAAUAUAGCCUGUAUUAUUCUGUUUCUUUAACCUGUAUAUUCUUACACCCUUUGCCAGCCUGAUGCUGUUGAAAAAAAAAUUAAAGCCGAGUAUUGCAAAUUAUAAUGAUGUACUGUGCAAGGCCAAAUACACCCCCCCCCACACACACACACAUACGAUCUUUAGAGUAACAAAUGGUUUAAUCACCCCCCCCUCCCACCCCUCCCUGUUUAGAUACUUUUGCAGUACGCUCCAGUGAACUACAUUAAUUAUGUAGUCUUCCUUAUCGUUGCCCCCCUGAUACAACUAAUCCGUGUAUUAAGGAAAUAAAAAUCCUUCAAGCUAAGCCAGUUGGAUAAAAUUUAAUGAGUGGUGGAUAAUUGGCCUUCAGGUUAUCGUGCAGAGGACGCUU
Homarus americanus (American lobster) is the source of this 2718-nucleotide messenger RNA. Its product is annotated as sodium/glucose cotransporter 1-like. The record is from RefSeq and is a predicted model, not a curated record. Gene Ontology annotation, biological process: transmembrane transport. The coding region runs from base 104 to 991 and encodes 295 amino acids. Gene Ontology annotation, molecular function: D-glucose:sodium symporter activity. Lineage: Eukaryota; Metazoa; Arthropoda; Malacostraca; Decapoda; Nephropidae. Gene Ontology annotation, cellular component: plasma membrane. The transcript is spliced from 6 exons.